Messenger RNA from Rhododendron vialii, 2484 nucleotides. RefSeq names its product cationic amino acid transporter 1. Gene Ontology annotation, biological process: amino acid transport; transmembrane transport. Gene Ontology annotation, cellular component: plasma membrane. The record is from RefSeq and is a predicted model, not a curated record. Lineage: Eukaryota; Viridiplantae; Streptophyta; Magnoliopsida; Ericales; Ericaceae. Gene Ontology annotation, molecular function: L-lysine transmembrane transporter activity; L-glutamate transmembrane transporter activity. The transcript is spliced from 5 exons. The coding region runs from base 226 to 2013 and encodes 595 amino acids.
UUCAAAAAUACUCCCCUGCCUAUUUAUGCGCGCUCUCUCUCUCUCUCUCUCUCUCUCUCUCUCUCUCUCUCCUAUAAUACAUUUAACCAAUUGCACCACCAACUAGGUUCCUCAGUUCCCCAGGUACACCAUCGCUUCUCCGUCCCUCUCUCCAUCCUGCCGCAGCCGAGGUCAAUCCCCACCUCUCCCUCCGCGCACCAGAAUCUCGACAUCUCAAUUGCAGAGAUGGAUAACGGAGGAGGAGUACGGAAGAGGUGGGCUUGCUCAUGCUCCAAAGGCGAUUUCCUCCCCGAGAAAUCGUUCGAGAGCUGGGGCAACUACGCGACGGCGCUGAGGGAGACUCCGGCGCGGUUCAUGGACCGAGUCACGACCCGGUCGCUGGACUCGUCCGAGUUGGAGAUGAAGGCCCGGAGUAACCACGAGAUGAAGAAGACGCUGAGUUGGUGGGACCUGAUGUGGUUCGGCAUGGGUGCGGUUAUUGGCGCCGGAAUCUUCGUUCUCACCGGACUCGAGGCCAAAGAGCACGCGGGCCCUGCCGUCGUCCUGUCCUACGUCGUAUCUGGAGUCUCCGCCAUGCUUUCCGUCUUUUGUUAUACUGAAUUCGCUGUUGAGAUUCCUGUUGCAGGUGGCUCGUUCGCGUACCUCAGAGUGGAGCUCGGCGAAUUCGUGGCAUUCAUAGCCGCCGGAAACAUUCUCCUCGAGUAUGUCAUCGGUGGUGCCGCUGUGGCACGGGCGUGGACCUCCUACUUCGCCACCCUCUGCAAUCACCAACCCGAAGACUUCCGUAUCACAGCCCACAGCCUCGCCAGCGGUUACAACAACCUCGACCCGAUUGCCGUUGGUGUUGUCAUCAUCAUCUGCAUUAUCGCCGUCGCCAGCACCAAAGGUUCCUCCCGCCUCAACUACGUGGCUUCGAUCGUCCACGUCAUUGUGAUCCUAUUCAUAAUCAUCGCGGGCCUCUUCAAGGCCGACACCAAGAACUACGAGGAUUUCGACCCGAACGGGCCUCGCGGGAUCUUCCAGGCGUCGGCUGUGUUGUUCUUCGCGUACGUGGGUUUCGACGCGGUGUCCACCAUGGCGGAGGAAACCAAAAACCCGGCAAGGGAUAUCCCGAUUGGGCUUAUUGGGUCCAUGGUAGUCACUACCGCUUUGUACUGUUUGAUGGCUGUCACUCUUUGCUUGAUGGUGCCGUACGGGAAAGUUGAUUCCAAUGCUCCCUUCUCGGUUGCGUUCCAAGAUGUUGGGUGGGGUUGGGCUAAGUACAUUGUUGCCGCCGGAGCACUCAAAGGUAUGACAUCAGUCCUCCUCGUGGGCGCAGUAGGCCAAGCCCGUUACCUAACCCACAUUGCCCGAACCCACAUGAUGCCCCCGUGGUUCGCUCAAGUCAACGCCAAAACCGGCACCCCCGUCCACGCCACCGUCACCAUGAUGGCUGCCACCGCCGUCAUCGGUUUCUUUACAGACCUCAGCAUCCUCUCCAACCUCCUCUCCAUCUCCACCCUUUUCAUCUUCAUGCUCGUCGCCCUUGCCCUCCUCGUCCGUCGCUACUACGUGUCCGGCGUCACCGCCGCCGCCGACCGCAACAAGCUCGUCGUCUUCCUCCUCCUCAUCCUCGGAUCCUCCAUCGCCACCGCGGCCUACUGGGGCCUCAGCACGACGGGCUGGGUGGGGUACUGCGUCACGGUUCCCAUCUGGCUCCUCGCCACGAUCGGGCUGUGGGCUACCGUGCCCCACGCGAGGGAGGCGAAGCUGUGGGGCGUCCCGUUGGUGCCGUGGCUACCGUCGGCGUCGAUCGCAAUUAAUAUAUUCCUGUUGGGAUCCAUCGAUAAGGAUUCGUUCAUAAGGUUCGGGGUUUGGACUGGGCUUUUAUUGGUGUACUAUGUCUUCUUCGGAUUGCAUGCUUCGUAUGAUACGGCCAAGGAAUAUGAGGGGGGAAUUAGGAAAGUGGAGGAGGGGGGUGAUGUGAAUGGGUACGGGUAUGGUGACACUACUCUUGCUAAGCAGCCCUACUAAUAAUGCUGCUUAUGCUUAAGUAAAUCAAGAAUAGGUUAGACGCACAGUUGGUUUUUGGUGAAUUUGUUUGUGUUCGAAAAAUGUUUGGUGUGUCUUUUCGUUUUCAGUGUUGCAUGCAAACUUUUUUUUUUUUAAUAAUGAAGAGUGGUCCCCGGGUCAGCUUACGCGCACCACGGUACUAAUCUCUCCAGUUUUCCACUAGCUUUUGCUAACCAAGAGCUUUUCGCAGUGCUGGAGAGUCGAAGGACCUCGGGGUAGUCUGCGUGGUUGUGUCUUAUUUUUGCGUUUGGACUUGGUGUUUUGACCGUCUCUCGUGCUUCAAAAGGUGUGGAUGUAGGAAGAAGUCUGGCGGAUGGCUAUAUAUAUAUGUGGUGGUGUAAAUAGUUCGAUUUUGUAAUGUAAUUCUAAACCCCUGCAAUUAUAUAUAUGGUGGUGGUGUAAACAGUUGAUGAAAUCAAUGUGCUUGUCGUC